Molecule: messenger RNA, 2534 nt
Organism: Mauremys mutica (yellowpond turtle)
Lineage: Eukaryota; Metazoa; Chordata; Testudines; Geoemydidae
Gene: CCDC50
Product: coiled-coil domain containing 50
Exons: 12
Coding region: 336-2183 (615 amino acids)
Cellular component (GO): cytoplasm
Molecular function (GO): ubiquitin protein ligase binding
Source: RefSeq, a predicted model, not a curated record
GCUCCGUACAGAACGCCCAGUGUCCGUUUCCUGGCUCCAGUUACAUUGUAUCGAUUCCCGGAGGAGGUGUUAAGAGCGGUGGCGCGAAGGAGGCGGCGGCGGCGGCGGCUGGGCACUUUGGGGGGAGGCUGGUGGGGGCGGGGGGGGACAGAUCAGUGGCUGUGAGUGUCUCCCCUGCCUCCCCCCCCCGGCUCCAAUCGCUGCAGCCAACGCUCAGCCCUAGCGAGAGCCCCCGGAUCGACCCCCCCCCCGUGUGCAGAUCGCUUCGCAGGGGCGGAGCCCCCCCGGCCCGCAGCCCGCCGCAGCUGGAGCAGGAGGAAGCGCAAGAUCCCAACAUGGCUGAAAUCAGCAUCGAUCAGUCCAAGCUACCUGGCGUGAAGGAAGUGUGCCGAGACUUCGCCGUGCUGGAGGAUCACACCCUCGCUCACAGCCUGCAGGAGCAGGAGAUUGAACAUCACUUGGCAACAAACGUUCAGCGCAACCGCCUGGUGCAACAUGACCUGCUGGUGGCCAAGCAGCUGCAGGAGGAGGAGGAUCUGAAAGCGCGAGCCCAAAUCCAGAAGCGCUACAAAGACAUAGAACGGCAGGACUGCGAGAUAGCUCAGGAAAUUCAGGUGAAAUUGGUGAUUGAAGCAGAGCAGCGGCGCAGACAGGAGGAGAAAGACGAGGACAUUGCCCGCAUCCUACAGCAGAAGGAGCUGCAGGAAGAAAAGAAGAGUAAAAAGCACUACCCUGAACCCCAGGGACACGCCGCUCAUGAGGACAGUUACUACCCAGAGAACGGAGACCACCUGAGGGGUAGCUCCAGGGAGCAGGUUUCUGAGUACUCAAGGCCCCGCAGAGCCCGGAGUGGUGACAGGCACGUGCGUGAGCAGAGAGGACCCCAAAGAGCCUCCCUGGCUCUGUCUGAUAAUGCCACUGAACGCGAGCACCCCGCCGCCGAGGAGUCUCGGCGCUCUCCUCCGCUGAGCAAGCCCAGGGACGGCCACCAACGCAGCAGGGAGCGGCGGAAACCAGCCAGCCGGGAGAGGCCUCGGAGACCUCCCAGCCUUGACCUGGACAGGACAGCUGACUAUGAACCCUGGGAGCGCAGCAGCAGCUUGGAAAGGAAGCCACUGAGCCGUGAGAAAUCCAGGCCUCCCAGCCUCGAUCUGGACAGACCAGUUGAAUACAAGGCCUGGGACCACAGCAGCAGCUGGGAGCAGCGGGAAAGGAAACCAACUAGCCGGGAGAGGCCUCUGAGGCCUCCCAGCCUUGAUCUGGGCACAGAGGUAGGACGUGCCACCUGGGAGCAAAAAGAAAGAAGGCCAUUGAGCCAGGAAAGGCCUCGGAGGCCUCCUGCUCUUAAACUGGACCUGGAGACUGACCAGGCAGCCUGGGGCAACAGCAAAAGCCAGCAGCAGAGAGACAGGAAGCCACUGAGCAAGGAGGGAGCGAGGCGACCUCCCAGUCUUGAUCUGGAGGCAGCUCGGGACCACAGCAGCAGCUGGUUAUCAAACCCGGAAAACCACAAGUCCCACCGCCAAGACCGCCUGUCCCCCAGGGGGGCUUGUGAAGUGAGGCUCCGUGACGCAGAGGAAUUGCACAGGCAGGAUGAUAGGAGGGGUGAGGAGAGCGAUUAUAAAAGAGCAGGACACGGGCCAAGAACGUCUCCCUCCCCCCUCGCUGAGAACUGGGAAAAGGACAGAGACCGCCAUCGAGACCCAGGACUGAAGUCGAGGGGGACAAAAGAAGCUGUUCAUGCCAAACCCCGAGUGGCCCGUAGGGACCUGGAGCUGUAUGAUGCAGAGAUCGCUAGGAAACUGCAAGAGGAAGAGCUUCUGGCCAACCAGGUUGAUAAGAGGGCAGCGCAAGUAGCCCAGGAUGAGGAGAUAGCUCGCCUGUUGAUGGCGGAGGAAAAGAAGGCUUAUAAGAAAACGAAGGACCGAGAGAAGUCCUCUCUGGAAAAGAAAAGGCAGGACCAGGACUGGAAGCGUGAUGCAAGUGAAGCCGCGCGUCCAAGGUCAAGAGAGAGGCUUGAACCUCAGAGACUCAAGAGUGACAAACCUGCCCGGCCACCGCCGCCUCCAGUCACAGAACUGGACGACUUUGAUCACAGUCGUGGUUUUACAAGCCAGCCUAGCACCGUGCGUCAGUUUUCUAAACCUGAGUCUUCUCCAAAAGGUUUCCAUUACAAGCAGUAAAAAGCUGGACUUUGCAUUGAUACUGACUCUCUUCUGUAGCAAACGUUACUGGAAUUCCCAGGAGAGCUUCUCAUUUCUUUUACCCAACUCGAGUUCCAUCCUCAGGACUUCUUCCUCUUUAAAUGUCAUGUCAAUAAGUAGUGUCUGUUCAUCCUGGCUUCCCGGUUGGUUGUGAUCACUUUAGUAGUGCAGUAAAAUCUAGCCACGGUGUAGCUGGCCAGCUGUACCCAGCUAGCUGAUCUGGCAACACUUUUACAACCCUCGGAAUCCCUUUUAGCUACAGCUGCAUCUUUGACAAUUAGUGGCAUGAUCUUUUUUCAGAGAGAGAGAGAGAGGGAGUAAUUGGGGGGG